GACCAUCAGAGUGCAGAGGCCGCAGUGCUGACCCUGCAGGACUCGGAGCACUAGGGAUCGGCAUCAUGAGUGGGUCCUGGCACCCCCGGAGUUUAGUUCUCUGCUUCUACACUCUUACAUUGCUCUCAGCAACAAGUCUGGCAUAUAUUGCUACCAGAGACAACUGCUGCAUCUUAGAUGAAAGAUUUGGUAGUUAUUGCCCCACAACCUGUGGAAUUUCAGAUUUCCUGAAUAAUUACCAAGUCAAAGUAGACAAAGACCUACAGAGCUUGGAAGACAUCUUUAAUCGAAUUGAAAAUAAUACAUUAGAAGCCAAAGAAUUAGUGAAAGCAAUCCAGAUCGGCCAGAAUCCUGAUGAAUUAGCAAAGCCAAAUCGAGUAGACCUGGCCACUAAGCAGUACAGGAAAAUUAUGGAAGAAAUUGUAAAAUAUGAAGCAUUGGUUGUAACACACGCACAAAGUAUUCGGUUUUUACAGGAAAUAUAUGAUUCAAAUAAUCAAAAGAUUAACAACUUGAAAGAAAAAGUAGCCCAACUUGAAGCCAAGUGUCAGGAACCUUGUAAAGACACAGUGCAAAUCCAGUCUAUAACUGGGAAAGAUUGUCAAGAAGUUGCCAACAAGGGAGCCAAGGAGAGCGGACUUUAUUUUAUCAAACCCAUCAAAGCGAAGCAGCAGUUCUUGGUCUACUGUGAAAUUGAUGGAUCUGGAAAUGGGUGGACUGUACUUCAGAAGAGGCUUGAUGGCAGUGUGGAUUUCAAGAAAAAUUGGAUUCAGUAUAAAGAAGGGUUUGGACACUUGUCUCCUACUGGCAACACAGAAUUUUGGCUGGGAAAUGAAAAGAUUCACUUGAUCAGCACACAGUCUACCAUGCCGUAUGCACUGAGAGUCCAGUUGGAAGACUGGAAUGGCAGAGUCAGCACUGCAGACUAUUCCACGUUCAAGGUGGGAUCUGAGGCUGACAAGUACCGUCUGACAUAUGCCUAUUUCAUUGGUGGAGAUGCUGGAGAUGCCUUUGAUGGCUUUGAUUUUGGUGAUGAUCCAAGUGACAAGUUUUUCACCUCCCACAAUGGCAUGCAGUUUAGUACUUGGGACAAUGACAAUGAUAAGUUUGAAGGCAAUUGUGCUGAACAGGAUGGAUCUGGUUGGUGGAUGAACAAAUGUCAUGCUGGCCACCUCAAUGGAAUCUAUUAUCCAGGUGGCACUUACUCAAAAGCAUCCACUCCCAAUGGUUAUGAUAAUGGCAUUAUUUGGGCCACUUGGAAGUCCCGGUGGUACUCCAUGAAGAAAACCACCAUGAAGAUCAUCCCACUGAACAGACUCUCCAUAGGAGAAGGGCAACAGCAUCUUGGGUCAGGCAAAAAGGCUGGAGACGUUUAAAAGACCAUUUCAAAAGUGAUUUUCAUUCAUUUUUUAAUGGACUUUAUCUGAACAGAAAAAUAUAGUGUUUUUUCCUAUGGGACAAUGGACUUGCAAAGCCUCACUUCAUUUUAAAAAUAACCCUUGUUAAAAACUCCACUAACAGUUUUAUACUGGUGAUAAUUUAUCUACAUGUCAUUUCAAUAAACUUUUAUUUCCUAAAAUUA
Molecule: messenger RNA, 1582 nt
Organism: Suncus etruscus (white-toothed pygmy shrew)
Lineage: Eukaryota; Metazoa; Chordata; Mammalia; Eulipotyphla; Soricidae
Gene: FGG
Product: fibrinogen gamma chain
Exons: 10
Coding region: 66-1376 (436 amino acids)
Biological process (GO): blood coagulation; platelet activation; protein polymerization
Cellular component (GO): fibrinogen complex
Molecular function (GO): signaling receptor binding
Source: RefSeq, a predicted model, not a curated record